AGUGUCACCGAGUAUUGGGUGUCCUAUGCCGCCCGCGACAGGUUGUUCCAGUCGAGUCCCAGCACCUGCCCGCCCACCCUGCCGCCCUCCGUCUGCCCGGGUUUUCGUCUGCCCCAGAGUGCUGGCUUGAGACUCACAUCCGACCAACCACAGGCUUUCCGCACUCAGUUUCUCUCUGCUGAUAUCUCCCUCUCUAUAACAUGGACUCUCAAGAAACAGGGAUGACCUCCAUGGCUUAGGUCUCAACGUCAUGUCCUCAGUCAUGUACAAUGUAACGAAACGUAUCACAAGCUGAAUUUGGAGCUGAGGGCGGCGGAAUAGUACUCCACUGAGGUUGUCAUCGCUUUUGGAUGAUUGGAUUCACUCAGCUUGCAAAGGAGAUUGGCACGCCAUGUGUUCCCUUUUCCUCAUCUUCCUUUCGGUCUCAGGUGUGCUGGUGGAAGGUGCCCCUGGUGACACCACUCAUUUCCCGGAUGAUUUAUUCAACUUGGAUGACUACGAGGAAAUUUAUUAUGACGGAAUGUAUGAUGACUAUGAUUAUAAUUAUGACCUGGAUGGUGAUCAUAAUGAAGGGGAUAAUCAGGAUAUCGCCAACUUGGUUCCAUCUGUGAAUGCAACGUCACAGCCAACCGUCCCUGACAGCCAGCCACCUCCUGUCACGGUUGACUCCGAACACAGCGCAGCUUCUCCUGGACAAGAGGCUUCUAAUGACUCCCAGCCUACCGACAACGAGGAACUUGAUGAUAUCCUUUCGAAGCUGUUAUUCUUUGGGCCUCAACCUGUUCCUACGGAGUCACAAAGUCAGUUCCGCGGAGACCUACCUCCUUCUUUGGACUCCGAGGAAGAUGUGAGCGACUCUGGCGACCUACAGUUUAAUCUCCCGUUGGAUGAUCAUUCUCAGCAUAAUGUUAGUGAUCCAGCAGAAGGAGGUCAGCUGGAAGAAAGUACGCAGGAGGAAAGUCUGGGUGGUACUGGGACUAUGCCACCUGUAUUCCUCUCGUUACCUGUUGUGGAAGGAGAGAUUGAGGACUCCGGGUCCCUGAACAUAACUGAUGAGACGGAUUAUGGUGAUGACGAUGGCGAUACGGAGGCAGCACCGGAAUUCACUACAGGUGUAGAAACAACCCCAAGCUUAACCAAUCUGGUCACAGUGCAAACGCCAGUGCCUCAAACCAUGAACAGUUGGACUUGGUUCUACAUCAUUCUGUCUGGCAAGUGCCUACGUGUAAAUUUUAACGAUGAUGAUCUUAUUUCUGAUUUCAUAGCCUCAUUCUCUUCACUCCUACUUUACGACAGGGAAUAUAUAGUUGUUGAUUCUAUGUCUUGUUCAAACGACGAAAUGACAGUGAACAUGUCAGUUGAUUCGAAUAUCUAUCCCAACUGCGAGAAUGACCUGGGGACACUGCUCUCUCACAGGAACAUCAGGAUCAAGCUUCACAACACUUCUUUUUACAUGGAAUCCUUCGAGACAAAAAGGUCGCUAAUCUUUGAGACGAAACCGGAGAAAAAAGAGGAUAAACCAGACAUUCUCCUCUUCACUCUUAUAGCUGUUGGCAUCUCGCUACUCUGCCUCUUGAUCGCUGGUUUGGUCUACGCAGUGUACCAGUGUACCAGGGCUAAGACUCCUCCAUCUGACCCGGUCAAGUACGCGCCGGAAUCACCUCGUAGUUUGAGACCGAAGUUCGAGACGGAGCAAGGGAUCAAGGCAUCUGAGAAGCGUCCUCGCGGGGUCAAUAUGUACAGAAGUUACAGUGACCUUAGUGCUCCUGACCUCUACAGUCACCUUGGGUCUUUUGAUUCGACCGGGAGCGCUAGGAGCGAAAUGUCGGCGGUGCCCACAGCCCAUCUAAAGAUUUCACUGGAAAAGAAGAAAAAGAAAGAUAAGAAGAAGAAGAAGAAGAAGAAGAAGGAUUACGAUGAUAGUGGACUCAGCGACAUUGCGGGUUACGAGGAAAUGUGGACGGAGAGUCUGACGGAGACCAGCGAGGAGUUCAUGACGAUCCGGAACCUCAAUCCCAAGGCUUCGACGUUCAAGGCGGAGAUCAAGGAAUCGGAGAAGGACAGCCUGGACCCCCUCCUGAGAAACAUACACGACAACACCUCUCAGGAGAAAGAUAACAAGUCAGUGCCCCCCAUCGACAGCACCGAGUCGUCAACCAACUGUCCAUCCCCUUCAGUAGUCAAGAAAGAUGUCCUCAAGAGCUUGGACGACCUUAUCUCCAGUAGCAACCCCGACAUCAAUUCCUACAGUGCUUAUUCCGCCACAUACUCCAACACGACCAUCAACAUCUCCAGUGCUUCGUCGGCUAUUUUCUCCACGACGAACACCUCUUCAUACGCUCCUACGGACUCCUCCCCCAUGACCUACACAUCCACAAACACCUCCUCCUUCGGCACGACGGAAGGAAAGCCCUCUUCUUCAGCAACCAGCGCCUCUGCGGAGAACCUUUGUCUAACACGCAUAACGUUCAUGGAGAUGUGUGUGUGGCCUCAUCAGACGGAACUUCUCUUGUCCUCCAACAAAAACUCUCCCACUGGUAUGUCUCAGAAAUAGAAAUAUAAAGUAGGAAAUUACUUGCCCGCGUUAUGGACAACGUUAUAGAAAUGCACGUUGCUUUAGAGAAUAGUUAAGACAUGACCUGCCAGGCUUUGACCAACUUUGAACAAAUCUAAGAGGUGGAGGAAUAGUCCUGCACGGAAAGACAUAGAUUUUGAAUAUCUAUAUUAGAAGUAGAAACGCAAACGCACUCACUUAAUACACAUGGUUACACGUCCACAUAUAACAAUGCAAUAUCAACACACAAGGUAGAUAUAUUGCACUGUGGAUUUUUUUUUUUUUCAUUCAUACUCUCUCCUGCCGUUGCAAUGCUUUGUUGUGCACAGAGAUUAGUUUCGUCUGUGAAUGAUGUUUAGUACAUAGAAAAAGAUUUAGUUGGAAACUUGUAUGAAAUUAACAUAAUCCUUAUUACUGUUCUUCCUGUUGUUAUUAUUAUUGUUAUUUAUGUUAUUAUCAGUAUUAUCGAUGCUGUUUCUAUCUUUGUAUCAUGACCGUUAUUGUUCUCGUUAUUAACAUCAUUAUUAUUGUCGUUAACAUUAUUUUCAACAUUAUUGUCAUUGUCAUUUUUGUUAACACUGUAUCAUUAUUGCUAUUGCCUGUCUUUUAAGAAUGUAUUUAUUGCAAGGAUGAUAUGCUAUAAUUAUUGUGCUAUUAUUGCAAUCCCUCUCUUAUGAUAAAUUUUCCUAGUCAAGAAAAUGGCAAAUGUAGAUUAUAAUAUCAUAUAACAGCUUUCGCUAUUUUUCUUAUAUAUAUAAUUAAAGACUAGUCCUUUGAUUUACACUCACAUACACGCACAUAAACACACACACACACACACGCACACACACACACACACACACACACACACACACACACACACACACACACACACACACACACACACACACACACACACAAGUUUUUUUUUAUAUGUAAUACACAUACACACAUGUUAACACUUAAUAUUCAAUUUGAAAUUUGGAAGAGAGAAUUUGUAUUUAACCAAACACGGAUCACUUCUGCACGGAACCUUACAUAUGUUAGCAUCUCAGAAAAAAGAUGCAUCGUAUUUAUGUAUUUUACCGAUUACCUGAAUAAAUGUUUAUAUAUGUUUAUUGAAGGAAAACAAGUUCCCAGUAAUGUGGAAACAAUAUCCUGGCAGUGAAAGGAGACAAUUUAAAAGUUUUUUUUCAUUGCACGGUCUAUGUGUGUUUUCGUGGAAUCUCUACUGAUAAUGUAUCAGAAGACGAAUUGGCUGAAUAUCAAUUUUCAUACAUUUUCUAUCAGUUCUAAUAAUAUUUUUUUUCCUGAUAUUGAAAUAUAGUAUUAAUGUCUUCUUUUGCAUAUAACCCAUUUUCUAUAAAUCUAUUUUAACUUCUCUGGUGUUGAAAUGCACUGAUGUCUCCCGUUGCAAAGUUUUUUUUGUCAGUCGCUCAUUAUUUUUAUUAAAUAUAUAUAUUC
Molecule: messenger RNA, 3997 nt
Organism: Penaeus chinensis
Lineage: Eukaryota; Metazoa; Arthropoda; Malacostraca; Decapoda; Penaeidae
Exons: 6
Coding region: 392-2554 (720 amino acids)
Source: RefSeq, a predicted model, not a curated record